CCCACUAAGAGAGAGAGAGACACCAGCCCUGAGCUGUCAAUAACCGGGGAGGAGCGCCAACCUAUCACCGGGAAACCGGGGACCCGAGCUGUCAGCGCCCCGUGCUGCCGGACUCCGCUGCGCGGCUUCCUUCAAUAUUCCGCAUCUGCCACUCCGACACAUCCCUGUCAUGGAUUGGUGGAGAUAAUAUCAGCGGCGCUGAAAUGUAAAUGUUGCGGCUUUUUGAUACAUGUUUUCUGGUGUUGCGAGCUGAGAGGGGUUUCGUUUGGUGGCAGCAGCUCGUUCGUAUGCAGGAGGGACUGUCACUUACUAUUAUAGCGGGAGGUUUGCAACACGUAUUUUGGAUCUGGUUUUUUUUUGCAAUUUUGAAAGAAAAUGAUUUAUACCAUGCACAUUGCAGACAAUCGAGGUUGUUUUUUAAUUUGAAGAGUUAAAAGUCUGCUUUUUGGGGGCGGGGUUCUUUUUUUGUAAGUUGUAAUUUUUAUUUUUUAAAAAAAGCGAAAGCCAUGGCGGAAGGAAAGGCGGAACGUGGUGUUGUCCCGUCUCUGGUGCCUUCAUGUUCUGCUUCGCCCUCCUCUGUCAAAAAGGAGCGAGUUGAAGCUGUCUCGAACGGGGACUGUGUGGGAGAGGAGCCGGUGGUUGCAGCGGGAGGUGUCCUGCCCUCAAGUCCCGGAGCAGAGACAUUCACACCUUCACCAGCAACAGCAUCACCCCAAGAUGGAAAACCUGGCAUCCCUCGCAGGAGCAGCAUCAUCAAGGAUGGCACCAGACAACGAAGGGAGAGAAAGAAAACAGUCUCCUUCAGCAGCAUGCCAACAGAAAAGAAGAUCAGCAGUGCCAGUGAUUGCAUCAAUUCAAUGAUUGAAGGCUCUGAGCUUAAAAAAAUUCGCUCAAAUUCCCGAGUCUAUCACCGCUAUUUUCUUUUGGAUGCAGACAUGCAAUCCCUUAGAUGGGAUCCAUCAAAGAAAGAAUUGGAUAAAGCAAAAAUUGAUAUAACAUCAAUCAAAGAGGUUCGAACAGGAAAAAAUACAGAAAUGUUUCGCACCAAUGCUAUUUAUGAUCAUAUUUCAGAAGAUAGUGCAUUUUCAAUAAUUUAUGGAGAAAACUAUGAGUCAUUGGACCUUGUAGCUAAUUCUGCAGAUGUAGCAAAUAUUUGGGUUACAGGCUUACGGUACCUGAUCUCUUAUGGGAAGCACACACUAGAUAUGAUAGCGAGUGGUCACAAUAACAUGCGGGCAUCAUGGCUUUCAAGUGUUUUUGCUGAUGCUGAUACAAAAGAUGUAGGGCAUAUAUCAUUUAGCAAAGCUGUACAGCUUAUUAAGAACCUGAAUUCUGGACUGAAAAAUACCAAAAUUGAAUUGAAAUUCAAAGAAUUGCACAAAGCAAAAGAAAAAGUAGGGACUGAUGUUAUCAAAGAGGAACUUAUAGAAGUUUAUCAUGAGCUUUGCACGAGGCCAGAAAUAUAUUUUUUGUUAGUUCAAUUUUCAAGCAAUAAAGAAUUUCUAGAUUCCAAGGACUUGAUGAUGUUUUUGGAGGCAGAGCAGGGAAUGCCACAUGUUACAGAACAAGUGAGCAUGAACAUUAUUCAGAAAUAUGAGCCAUCUGAAGAAGGACAAGAAAAUGGUUGGCUUUCCUUAGAUGGUUUUACCAAGUACCUCAUCUCACCUGAAUGCCAUAUAUUUGAUCCAGAGCACAAAAAAGUUUGUCAGGACAUGACUCAACCAGUGUCUCAUUAUUACAUUAAUGCAUCACACAACACCUACUUGAUUGAGGAUCAGUUCAGAGGUCCUUCAGAUAUCACAGGAUAUAUUCGUGCUCUGAAAAUGGGGUGCCGAAGUAUUGAAGUAGAUGCAUGGGAUGGUACUGACAAUGAACCAGUCAUUUAUACAGGCCACACUAUGACAUCAAAGAUAGCCUUCUGCAGUGUCAUUGAUGUAAUUAAUAAAUAUGCAUUUGUUGCAUCGGAAUACCCUUUGAUUUUAUGUUUGGAAAACCACUGCUCAUUAAAACAGCAGAAGAUAAUGAUCCAACAUAUGAAAGAAACCUUUGGAGACAAACUGUACAAAAAGCCCCCAAGCGUUGAUGACUGUUACCUACCCUCCCCUGAAGUCCUCAAGUACAAAAUUUUGUUAAAGGCAAAAAAACUACCAGAAAAUUGCGCAAGCUCUGCAGGUGAUAUUACAGAUGAAGAUGAAGGUGCAGAGAUGGCAAAAAAGGCGGCAAGUGAGAAUGCAGACCAGCAGAAUGUAAUUCCAAACAGAAAAUUUAAGCUUUGCAAAGAACUCUCAGAUAUGGUGACUCUUUGUAAAUCUGUACUGUUUAAAGACUUUACUGACUCGCUUCAAAAUCAGAAAUUUUGGGAAUUUUGUUCAUUCAAUGAAGUAACUGCCGGUAAACUUGCCAACGAGUACCCGAAGGACUUUGUCAAUUACAAUAAGCGUUUCCUUGCCAGAAUAUAUCCAAAUCCAAUGAGGAUAGAUUCAAGCAACAUGAAUCCCCAGGACUUUUGGAAAUGUGGCUGCCAAGUAGUGGCAAUGAAUUACCAGACACCUGGUUUAAUGAUGGACCUUAAUAUUGGUUGGUUCCGUCAGAAUGGGAAUUGUGGAUAUGUGCUUCGUCCUGCCAUCAUGAGAGAAGAAGUCUCCUAUUUUAGUGCCAAUACUAAGGAUUCAGUGCCAGGUGUUUCUCCCCAACUACUCCACAUCAAAAUUAUUAGUGGCCAAAACUUUCCAAAACCCAAAGGCUCAGGUUCUAAAGGUGAUGUAGUAGAUCCCUAUGUGUAUGUUGAGAUCCAUGGAAUACCUGCAGACUGUGCAGAACAAAGAACUAAAACGGUUAACCAAAAUGGAGAGAACCCCAUUUUUGAUGAGAGUUUUGAAUUCCAGAUUAACCUCCCCGAGCUGGCAAUGGUACGAUUUGUGGUUCUCGAUGACGAUUAUAUUGGAGAUGAGUUUAUUGCUCAGUAUACGAUUCCUUUUGAAUGCUUGCAACCUGGAUACAGACAUGUGCCGCUUCAGUCACUGACAGGUGAAAUUCUACCAUACGCCUCAUUAUUUGUACAUGUGGCAAUUACUAACCGGAGAGGUGGAGGGAAACCUCACAAACGUGGCCUUUCUGUGAGAAAAGCUAAAAGGUCAAGAGAGUAUGCUAGCAUGAGAACAAUCUUGAUAAAAUCUGUAGAUGAAAUAUUCAAGACUGUUGUCCAGCAAUUGCGGGAAGCAGCUGAUCUUCGAGAAAAUAUGCAGAAUGCAAUAGUUUCUUUCAAGGAAUUAUGUGGCCUCUCCCCGGUUUCUAAUCUAAUACAGUGCUUUAUGGCAUUGUCAACACUUCUGAACAGUGAUAAUAUACCUAUUGUGGUACUGAAUCUAAAAGAUGAUUACCCUUCAAUGGAACCCCAAGGUGUAAUCCCAGAAGUUCUGAAGAAAGUCGUUACUGCUUAUGAUAUGAUGAUCCAAACAACCAAAACUCUGCUAGAAAAUGGUGAUGGAGUGUGUGAAAAAAUAAUGCAGUGUCAAAGAGCAGCCAUGGAGUUCCAUGAAAACCUGAACAGUAUUGGAGUUAAAGAAGGCCUUAAAGGAAGAAAAUUGCAUAAAGCUGUUGAGAACUUUACUUGGAACAUCACUAUUCUUAAGAUUCCAGAGAUCAGUGAACUGUGGCUCUACCUCUGGAUGCUAUCACCCUAUCUCUGACACAUUUUCCUGUUUUUGAUUCAUUGAGUUUCCUUAUUGCAUAUUCUUUACUAGUGUUCACAUUUAUCAUGAAUUUCUGAGCCAAGUUGACUGUAUGCACAUGUUCAGACCAGCUGAAAUUUAUUUCAAUCUGUGAAGCAUUAAAAAACUUGUCAUUUACAAACUCAAGUCAGAAGUAUAGUAAUGGAUCUCAAUCCAGUGAAUCAAAUUGAUAAUUUGAAUUCAGGAGGUCAGGCAUUCAUUCCCUUAAGCUGCCAACAAACCUGCUUCCCUCAAAUGGAUGCAUUUUGCUAACUGGACCACAAGCAUCUCCCUUAUAAAUGAGGAAAAGGUUAUCUUUACUGGCUCUCCACACUUGGAUUGCACCUCCUUUGAUUCAUUACCAUGUGUUUGAACAAGCCAUGUAGAAGUGUUAUGGCUCAAAGUAUGUUUCUGGCUGAGUGUGACAGUGAUUAGUAUCAUCAGAGAAAUAAUAGGUAUGGUUCUGAAAGGACUCAUUGUAAACUUUAUGUACUUAUUUAUUCAUGAUUCAGUCACUCAGAGACAUGACUUGUAAAACAACCCUGCAGGAAGCUGAUUUUAUUAACUUAAACAAACCAGGAGCAUCAAAACUUCUAUAGAUUUAUUUUUGCUACAUUGCUGGCUUUGAAAUUCGAUCCAAACUUGAAUCCCCCUAAAAAGGUAAUAAAUUACUUUAUAUUGCAACUUUAAUGUCUCAUUUAACCUCUAUUAAGAUGCAACUGCAGCAUCAGUUCACAAUUCUGCAAUAAGAUCAUAUGAUCCUAACAAUGUGCUUUUUCUAAGUUCUCAGUGAAUAAGGGGCUUUUUCAAGUUGUAAAAGGCAUCUAUAUACAACUAAAUGGAAUUCAGAGUGCAGUGGGAAAAUUGAUUAAUUUUAAUCAAUAUCUUAUCUUUACUAACUUCUGGACAUAAUGGAGACAUUUCAAGUUAGUGAAAAUUAUGAAAGAAAGCUGCUAUAUAAAUAAAUCAGAUUACACAGGAAGAUGGUUACAGUUGGUCAGCACAUCAAAGUUUCUGAAACUGGUCAUUCUGUAUGAGGGACAAAUAAAUUCAGGCAUUCAGCCAAGGUUUAGGAUUGAUUUGAAGAUCGAUAAAUCCUUGAAAAUUCUAGAUUUGUUUACUCUUUGUAAGCCGAAUAUUAUCUGCAGGUUGCAAAAAUCUAAUGUAUAUUUUCAUCGUAUCUAUAUAUAAGAUAUCUAAACAUUAGACUUCUGGAUAAUGAAAAAAAAUUAGAACAUUAUGAUGAAUGUGAUAAUUGUGUCUAAUAGUUCUGAAUUAGGAAAACUGAGGCAUUGUAAAUCAGUUGUGUUUCGCUACCGUGCAGAAAUAUUACUGGAGUUUUCAAAGGAGUGAUUUUGGAGGGGAUGCCCUAUUUAUUCCUUUGUUCUGCUAUCUGUGAUAUAAAGUCAAAGAACUUCCAUCUGUUCAUCUCUGUCAGUAGCACUGAAUUUGUAACCAACAUAAUUGCUUAUGAUUUCUUUACCAAAAAAUGUUUCACUAGCGCUUUACUUACUCUUAUGGGAACCACUGGAUUAUAAAAACAAAUGCCACAAUUUUGCUUAGAAAUGUGACAAUGUGACAAAAGUGUUCAUUUUUUUAUUAUUAAAAGAAAUUUGAAACCAACUGUUCUGCUUUAAUACAACAUUCAUAUAAAAAAUAAAAGAUCAUAUUUGUCAGAA
Molecule: messenger RNA, 5389 nt
Organism: Carcharodon carcharias (great white shark)
Lineage: Eukaryota; Metazoa; Chordata; Chondrichthyes; Lamniformes; Lamnidae
Product: inactive phospholipase C-like protein 2
Exons: 6
Coding region: 507-3689 (1060 amino acids)
Biological process (GO): intracellular signal transduction; lipid metabolic process
Molecular function (GO): phosphatidylinositol-4,5-bisphosphate phospholipase C activity
Source: RefSeq, a predicted model, not a curated record